AUGCUUAAACUGAGUCGGCACCGUAACUUAGCUCAUGUACUGGCACAAUGCGCCCCCGUCCAAUAUAGAUCCUUGGGGUCUCAAACCCCUUUUGAUUUAGAACCAGAGGCCCAAGAUGACAAGUAUGCUGACCUCAACACUAUGUACAGCCAAAUGUUUACUGAAGGAGGCAAGUCAGCUAAGAGAGCAGCUUCGCAACCAAGCAAUAACUCCUUUGAUAUUGAUGCGUUAAAUGCAGAAAUCGCGGAGGCGUACAACUUUGCUCCCAGGCCAAUCUCUGGUGAUUUUUUCGAACAGAUAGUGAAAUCACCGGGGCGCUUUAUUAUUCAAAGUCUUUCCACUAAUCCAUACUACAAUCUGGCUCUUGAAGAGUACGUCUUCAGAAAUACUCCAGCACCUAAAGGAAAAUUAUUCUCUAACGAAAGGCUGUUAUUUUAUGUGAAUGAUAAGUGCGUAGUAAUCGGGAAAAACCAGACGCCAUGGAAGGAGUUAUUUCUUGACAAUUGCGAGACAAAAGGGUAUAAAUAUGUUCGUCGUAGAUCUGGAGGUGGGGCGGUCGUGCACGACCUAGGAAAUGUGAAUUACUCGUAUCUCACUUCGCGUGAUAACUUCCAGCGAGAAUACUUUAACAAGCAGAUUGUACAUUGGCUAACUGACCUUCGGCCGGAGGCUGAGAUCCACUUGAAUCAUCGGGGAGAUAUUCAUUUGAACGAUUUCAAGGUUAGCGGAAGUGCCUUCAAAAUAGCAAUGGGCAAAUCCUAUCAUCACGGUACCAUGCUGAUAAAUUCAGAUCUGUCGUCUUUUAAGGGACUUCUGAAGCCGGACAACGUGGAACAUAUCUCUUGGAGUGGAGGUAGCGUAGAGAGUGUGAGAUCUAAUGUUAGCAAUAUGAAGGAAGCGGGAUUCAGUAGUACUGACGAGUUCAUCAAUAUUUGUACAGACGGAUUUAGGAGAACCAUGCAGGAAGAAGUCCCAGUAUAUUUGGUAGAUGAAACUACCACCACAACUGACCAGCUUUCCAAAAAUACCAAGGAUCUAGCCAGCGGCGAGUGGCUUUAUGAGAGCGGCCCCAGUUUCUCAGUCACAAUUGCGCACCACUCAAUCUCAGUAGUUAAAGGAGUGAUCAAAGAGUCAACAAUCCCCGGUUGUACUGGGCAGCACUUUAAAGACUUCGUGAAUCUCCUCAGGCAAAAUCAGAUUCUUGGUGUCAACGUUAAGAUAUAA
Molecule: messenger RNA, 1224 nt
Organism: Lachancea nothofagi CBS 11611
Lineage: Eukaryota; Fungi; Ascomycota; Saccharomycetes; Saccharomycetales; Saccharomycetaceae
Source: the annotation of a GenBank genome assembly